CCCCCCCGGCCAUGGGGGCCCGCGCCGCCGGCCCGGGGGGGGACGGCUACAACGAGGCACUGCUGCACAAGACAAUCCUGGUUGGAGACAGUGGCGUGGGGAAGACAUCACUGCUGGUCCAGUUUGACCAGGGCAAGUUCAUUCCUGGCUCCUUCUCUGCCACCGUGGGCAUUGGGUUUACGGUGAUGUUGCUUGGAGACUCGGGCGUGGGGAAAACCUGCUUCCUGCUCCAGUUCAAAGACGGGGCCUUUCUCUCCGGGACGUUCAUUGCCACCGUGGGCAUAGAUUUCCGGAACAAAGUGGUGGCCGUGGACGGUGUGAAGGUGAAGUUGCAGAUCUGGGACACAGCAGGACAGGAGCGUUUCCGCAGCGUCACCCACGCCUACUACCGGGAUGCCCAAGCCCUGCUCCUGCUCUACGAUAUCACCAGCAGGAUGUCCUUCGACAACAUCCGCGCCUGGCUGACGGAGAUCCAUGAGUACGCGCAGAAGGACGUGGUGAUCAUGUUGCUGGGCAAUAAGGCUGAUGUGAGCAGCGAGAGAGCUGUGAGGACGGAGGAUGGAGCAUCACUGGCCAGGGAGUACGGAGUGCCUUUCAUGGAGACGAGUGCCAAGACAGGCAUGAACGUGGAGCUGGCCUUCCUGGCCAUUGCCAAGGAGCUGAAGCAGCGCGCGGUGCAGCCGCUGGAUGAGCCCCACUUCCAGAUCCACGAUUACAUCGAGGCACAGAAGAAGAAAUCCAGCUGCUGUGCCUUCUCCUGAGGGUGGCCCAGAGGAGCUGGCAGGCCUGGGGGCCCGGGUGUGGAGCAGAGUGGGGCCCUAUCCCGCUCUCAAGCACUGGAGGGAGCCAAGCUCUGACAAGCCAAGGUGGAUGGCACAGUGCAGUGGAGCAGAGUGCGUGAGGAGGGCCCUUGACCUGGUGCCAGGAUUCAGAUCCCGCUGCCCUGCAGAGCAAUGACCUCUGUGCCAUCGUGGGAAUCACUGUGGUGUGGUGACUGCCAGCCAGGCCAGCAAGCCAUGGUGACCCAUCGCUUCCACCACUCGAGCAGGGUGCAGGACACAGCCACACACCUCACUGAGGGAUCCUUGGAGCAGCUGGAGGAGCUGUGCCAUGGAUGAGCCUCCCUUGCAGCUCUUCCUGCUCACAGUGCUGCUGUUGUCCAACUGGAAGGGCCUGGUCCAGCCCCCUUGUCCCUGGUGCUGCCAGGCUCUGGCUUCCCUCCAAGGAUCCUCGGCUCUGUCUCCCCAGGCUGCCCCACACCCCAGUGCCCACGCUCGCCUGUGGCUCCUCAUUUCUGCAGCUGCUGCCAAUGCCUUUUAUCCUCCUGCCACCACAAAUGCAAUGAUGUCCCCAUUGUGUCCUGGCUCUGCUCGAGGGAAGGGCUGGGAUGGGGAAGGGUCCAGCCAAACCUGCUCCCUGCCCACACAGCUGGUGUGAGAAAUAAAAUUCCCCUGGGAGCAUCCGAGCAAUGCUUGGGGCACUUCUGGUACACACAGCAAUUUGGAAAAACUUUGCUUCCCCCAUGUUGUAGCCACAGAAAUUAGAGAAUUUAUUUUUUUUUAACAAGAAAAGGCUUUUUCACUUCAAUGCCUCCAGACUGAACCAUCUCCAGUCUCAUGCAGGAGAUGCCCAUGAUGGCAUCACCUGGGGCAAUGCUUCAGCCCUGCUGCCUCCCAGGCCAGGCUGGGUUUCUCUCCUGUCACUGUCCAUGUAAUACAACUACGCCUUCCUGCUGCUGGCAGAUAGCAGCUGGAACCCACUGUCAGGCCUCUUCCAGCCAGCAAACUGCUCUGCUGGGCGCUGGUGGGGCUCAGGGACAUCCCUGGUGCUCAGCCCAGCUCUGUUGCUCCCUCGAGCACACUGUCCACUCCUCUGAGCAGUCAGAUGGUGAAUAUUUGGUUGUGUAACUGAAGCACUGAUGCAGAGAGCAGCUGUGGAGGGUAUGGCACUGCACAUCGGAGUCAGGGACUGUCCAGCACAUCUGUCCCCAUCAGCAUCUUCUCUGCCUCUGCACCUGACUGCCCAUGUCUCACCUGCCCCGGUGCCUCCUUCACCUCUGCUCUGCCCCUGGGUCUCUCUUUGCAAGUUUACAGAUUAAAGCUGAGUAUUUUUUGAG
Melospiza melodia melodia is the source of this 2116-nucleotide messenger RNA. RefSeq names its product RAB37, member RAS oncogene family (gene RAB37). Gene Ontology annotation, biological process: regulation of exocytosis. The record is from RefSeq and is a predicted model, not a curated record. Gene Ontology annotation, molecular function: GTPase activity; GTP binding. The coding region runs from base 12 to 761 and encodes 249 amino acids. Lineage: Eukaryota; Metazoa; Chordata; Aves; Passeriformes; Passerellidae. The transcript is spliced from 10 exons.